Plasmopara halstedii is the source of this 1189-nucleotide messenger RNA. RefSeq names its product Ricin B lectin domain. The transcript has a single exon. Bases 678 to 968 code for a protein of 96 amino acids. Lineage: Eukaryota; Oomycota; Peronosporomycetes; Peronosporales; Peronosporaceae. The record is from RefSeq and is a predicted model, not a curated record.
AGACUUGCAAAAGUGUCAUUACAUAGCAUAGCAAAUUGUGUUCUGGAAUGUAGUGUAAUCCCAAUAUCUUGCUAGGGUACAUAAUAACCUGAACGAACGAUUAUAUCGUAAAUGCACUUUUCGGUUCCGUGAACAUGGACAACCAAUGAUCGAGGAUAUAAAUUCAUUAUAGCCAUUGAAUCUGCAAUAGUAUCUCUGCUAAUUUACUAUUUGGGAGUUAUGGUUACAAUUCCGUAAUAUUUUCGGCAUCAUUAAAAAAAUUAUCCAUACGGGUAACUUCAUCCUUAAUAGUGCUUGACCAGAUUCGCACCUUACGUGGGUUUGCGGUGGCAAAGAAGAUGAUUUCCCUUACGCAGACUGACUGGAGCUCAGGCGGUGGUGGAUUUGAUGCGGGUAUUGCUCAAUCUAAAAACCAAGCCAGGUACCUUGAAGAAUUGUAUCAAUUCACUCGAAGGAUUGAUGUGGAAUUUUACUGGUACCAAGUUUUUUUUUAAAUGAAGACUUACCCAUGGAGGUAAUAAGCUUGAUGCUUACUAUGGCAUUUUUAUCGACGAGGGGACGCUACGAACAAAUUUAAGUUUCACUAGUGCCAUGAGCUUUUCUGGUAUUUACACAGUUGUGAAUACCAACCAGCAUUAUCUAUACGAAAACCUGUUGGUAUCCAUUUUCCGUCUAAAAUGUCAUUGGACAACUCGACUGGGCAAAUUCUCCAAAUCUCCGAUAAUUGCUGUUUGAGUUUUCAAUCAAUGGAGCCUUACAACGUAACUCUGGAAACCUGCACAACAGCGAACGACCCUCAAAAGUGGACUCAAGUAGUUACUGACAGACAUUAUAUUAAAAGGUUAGGCAUAAACAUAAGUACUUGGCCAGCUUUCAAAUUAGCCAAAUUGAGUCAGCAAAACGUAUUUGAAAGCCUUGAAUUGCGCCCUUUGCACCACCACAGCUACGUCGACCAAUAUUUCGACUGAAGAUCGAAGGUAUGAUGAACGCAGAGCUCUAAAGCCAAGUGCGUGUUAUUUCUCCCUCUAAAACACAAAAGCGCAGCUUCCUCACUCCAGAAUUUUCGUCUUAACGACGAAUGAACUUUACGAACUUGAUCGAUUUAGCAUGAAAUUAAAAAUUGCAAAAGGGGUCGAACAUUCUUUUAGGACAUGGCCACUACUAGAACGACUCACAUCAGAGAAUGAUG